Wyeomyia smithii (pitcher-plant mosquito) is the source of this 1600-nucleotide messenger RNA. RefSeq lists its product as uncharacterized. The record is from RefSeq and is a predicted model, not a curated record. Bases 136 to 1209 code for a protein of 357 amino acids. The transcript is spliced from 5 exons. Lineage: Eukaryota; Metazoa; Arthropoda; Insecta; Diptera; Culicidae.
AUUGAUCAGUAGGCUUUGGGUGUCAAUUGGAAUACAAACAAAUUUCCGUUGCGUAGAUCGGUCAUUCCUAAAAUUACAGUGAAUUUUUCAAUAAAUUGUUCUACACUCUAGCAACGAUAACUCAAACCUUCACUUAUGUCUUUUGCCUCGCAGAGAACAUUUUUGUAUGUUCCAUUUCGUGGUGAACAACCCAGACUACCAGAUCGGAAACGCAGUGAUGGAGCAUUGAAAUCUUACGAAUCUUGCACCGACUGGAGGGCCUGGACACUGGAUACUCUUCUGGCGUCACAAUUCAUUCUGGAUGUAGCUCAUAAAUCGCGCCCUUGGAAGAUGAUCCCCCGUCCAAGCGGGGACUUUGAACUGACCAGGGAUUACUUGCUUCAGCUCGAUGUUACCGAGCUGACGGACUAUGUGCUGAGUUUAAUGACGGAGCUCAAAUCGACCAAAGCGGAAGCUAGAAAAUUGCAAGAGAGUCGACUGGAACUUGGACAGCAGUUGGAUUCGGUUCAAAAGUUAGCAGACACAUGCGAACAGCAGCGGGAAGAGCUUAUUCUUAUUCAGCAACAAUCGGCUGUAAGGUUGGAUUCGGAACAGCAACAACAAGAACUGGCGGAUCUUAAAACGAUCAUCUGCAAUUUAAAAAGUAAAGCGAAAGAGUACGACUGUGUGGUAAAAGAGAACCAAUGCUUACGGAAGAAGUUGAAAACUGCAUGUGAAGAAAAUUUUUCGAAAACGAACAAAUCUGGUGGUGAGAACGGCUGCGGUGAUUCCAGAUGUGUUAAUUGCGAUAGGCUCAACGCCGAAUUGUGUAUUUAUCGAAAUCAGUACAGUGAUUUGAUGCAACAAAAGCGCACACUUAUGGAGCUAGUUCAGAAAGGUCGCAUUGCACAAGAGAAUGUUUCGGAAUUAAAAAUUCAACUGGAUAGGGAGCGGUUCAAACGGGAGAAGAUAGAAAACCAGUUUAAGAAUGCUAUGAUUCUACGUGAUGAACAGAUGCGCGAACUCAACAGAAAAGAAAACUACAUUGCCAUGUGUAACAAACGGCUUGAGCACAUGGAACCAGGCUGGAGCGAUUCAAUGUCAAAGAUAGAGUUGAACGAUGUUCUACAAUGUUGUAGCCCCGUCAAUUUUACCCAACUUUUUUGUGUCAAUAUCCCUGAAACGAGUUGGAAAAGUCUGGCAGUAGACUCAGUUGUAGCAGAAAAGUAAAAUAUUGGAACUUUAAGCGCGUCUGAAAAAAGCAAUGGCUUUAAAAGCCACUGUUCAUAAGGAAAAGAAUUACGGCUUGAGAAAAUUCAAAACACACUGUACCAGCCCGUAAUGCGAAACGAUGUCUGGAGGCAAAACAAGAGAAUUUGCUGAUGAAAUACAAUUAAAUCAUUUGGGAUACUGUUAGGCCGCCAUCCGACAAAUUAUUGGGUAACAUUUUUACUUUUUCAAUCGGCAGAAUGCUCCGGGAGUCUGUAAAAAAGAAAACAAACUUGAACUUCUCGGGAAGCAAUUGGAAAGCAAUCUGUAGCUGCGGACCGAAAAGUGAAGUUUUCUUAACUUUAUUAUUUGUUAUCAAAAGGAAGCCCGUCCGAGAGAUUCCUGUCUUAUC